Symbiodinium sp. CCMP2592 is the source of this 324-nucleotide messenger RNA. The record is from the annotation of a GenBank genome assembly. Lineage: Eukaryota; Dinophyceae; Suessiales; Symbiodiniaceae.
AUGGUGGCAGUCACCCAGGUCUCGUCGAUCAACACCUUCUUCGAACUCUCAGCGGGCUCGCUUCGAAUCUUCCAGAGGGCCGUGCAGUGCAUCGCCAAACUGGGUAGGGAUGCUGCGGUGAUCUUCCGCCCAGAGGAGCUGGUGAUCCACGGUGCCGAUGAUGGCCACUCCGCCGCAUCGCAAUUCGCCUUUCGGCGCAACUUCUUCCGAUGCACACCUUCGGGUUCGGAGGCCUCUGUCCAACAGGAGAGGCGUGUGGUGGUGCAGGCGCGCGGUCUAGCAGUGGCCUUGCGCGGCUCGCAGCAGCGGACGGCCAGACGCUGA